GUCGAACGUGCAGGAUCGCCGAGCGAUUCGUCGACGAUCUAGCCUAUUCUUCACUUUUCUGUUUUACUCUGAUACUGUUACAACUCUGAUAACGGUCGUCUCCAGGGGCCGCUUCUCGUUUAAGCAAAAGUUAACCAAGUGAAAGAGGCGCGCGUUAGAGUAAUCUAGACUCGCGGGAGACGCGCAAGAUCUCGACGAAGUAACGACACACGACGCGACAGCCGAAGAAAACGAAAUCGGAGAAGAGUGUUUCUAGAGUGUGAAUUUGUGAAUUUUUAUGUGUUAAAACGCUUGAGGUGGCUCAGUUACAUUUGGCGAAUCUUCAAGUGUGAAAAUAUGGGACGAGGAUACGACGGUGGUCUGAUUCUUAUGCUCGCCGAAUUUUGUUUUUUGACGGUACUGGUGACGCAGAAUGCUUGCGCGUAUCCACACAAAAUUGAUCAGAACGAGAGGAAUAUCGACCAAUUUCCUGAUAUUUUAAGCUACUCUAAUAGAGAUGAAACACAAAGCGAUCUCGGAGGAUUGAUCGAGAAAAAAUUCGAGGACAAUGAAUCGUUCCAUUACGAACGUAGAUUUCAGAGGGAUACUUCUGGUAAUCAACAGGAAGGUUCAUCGCCGCACAGUAGGAUGCAUUCAGACGGCAAAAUUGUAUUCCCCGAUGAAACAAAACCGGUGCCAGUUUGUAAAGAAUCUACCUUUUGCGAGAGAGUGGACACUUAUCCCGAAGAUAUAGUAACCAAAGCAAUUCAACGAAACGAAAGCCUUAAAUAUUUGGCAGGUGUAGAUGUAAUAUCUGACAUAGCACAAAGGAUUGACGUAACAGACGACGUACCCCUUUGCGUCUCUACUGAACAAGUCAUAUAUCCCCAGUCAGCGGAGAACAAAGACAACGAAUGGAAAUACAUUGCGAAUCAAGAAAACUUCAAACAGGGUAUACGUAUCGAAAAGUGUAGAACAGAAAGUACCAGUUGUGCCAUGUUUGGUGAGCUUGCUGCGGGUUAUAAAACGAGCUGCAAGCAAAAAUACGUUUACAGACAACUCGCGUCGGUAUUGGAAGACGGCACGCUUGUUCCUGACACUUUUCGAUUUCCAUCGAGUUGUUGCUGUCACGUAACGUUCAGCACAAAUCCGCUUAUGCACAGAAGUCUAGUCACGCCUACUAAAACGCGUAGGAGGAAAUGAAUGUUUGUUUCAAUAUUACGAACAAAUACAAGGAGAGGCUCUUUUAUAGAGCGUUCAUUAAUAUCCCCUUGAUUCUCAGUGAGAUUUUCAACAAGUAUGCAUUUAGAGUACAUUCGUUGUUGUUUGAAAAACAAAUCGUGAGAAACAACAGUGCAACGUUAUUUCUAUGGUAUUUUAAG
Messenger RNA from Habropoda laboriosa, 1361 nucleotides. Its product is annotated as protein spaetzle-like. The record is from RefSeq and is a predicted model, not a curated record. Gene Ontology annotation, molecular function: Toll binding; growth factor activity. Gene Ontology annotation, biological process: central nervous system formation; innate immune response; regulation of Toll signaling pathway. Bases 337 to 1182 code for a protein of 281 amino acids. Gene Ontology annotation, cellular component: extracellular region. NCBI's taxonomy places the organism in Eukaryota, Metazoa, Arthropoda, Insecta, Hymenoptera, Apidae. The transcript has 6 exons.